Vitis riparia (riverbank grape) is the source of this 1263-nucleotide messenger RNA. RefSeq lists its product as uncharacterized. NCBI's taxonomy places the organism in Eukaryota, Viridiplantae, Streptophyta, Magnoliopsida, Vitales, Vitaceae. The record is from RefSeq and is a predicted model, not a curated record. Gene Ontology annotation, cellular component: membrane; clathrin vesicle coat. The transcript is spliced from 3 exons. The coding region runs from base 224 to 1066 and encodes 280 amino acids. Gene Ontology annotation, biological process: endocytosis.
CUAUUCUCUCAUUUUCCCACGAGCCAAACAGCAGCGUAGGGAAAUGAAGGACAAUCCGGUAAUAACACCGUCUCUUUCUCUUCCCCAAAGUUGACCUUCCAACCCACGUCUCUGCAACUCACGUCCUACCUUUCCCUACCUAAACCUUUAAUCCUAAGUCUCCGUUCCUCACAAACCCUAACGCUAAAGGCAGCUCUCCCUCCACAUUUCUCCACCCAAAACGAUGUCGUUUGACGAAGACGAAGCCUUCGAGCACACUCUCCUGGUGGUCCGGGAAGUCUCCGUUUACAAAAUCCCCCCUCGCUCCACCAGCGGCGGCUACAAGUGCGGCGAGUGGCUUCAGUCGGACCUUAUCUGGACCGGUCGCCUCCGAGUCGUUUCCUGCAAGGACCGCUGCGAGAUCCGCCUCGAGGAUCCCAAUUCCGGCGAGCUCUUCGCCGCCUGCUUCGUCCUCCCUGGCCAACGCGAGAGCUCGGUUGAGACCGUCCUCGAUUCCUCGAGGUACUUCGUUUUGAAGAUCGAGGACGGGGCGGGGAAGCACGCCUUCAUUGGGCUAGGGUUUGCGGAGAGGAAUGAGGCGUUUGAUUUCAAUGUGGCGUUGUCGGAUCACGAGAAGUAUGUGAGGAGGGAGCAGGAGAAGGAGACCGGGGAGGCCAGUGAUGAUGGUAGCCACAUCGAUAUUCAUCCGGCUGUAAAUCAUAGAUUGAAGGAUGGUGAAACCAUCCGGAUAAAUGUGAAGAACAAGGCAACUAGUGGAACUGGUAUGCUUUCAGCUGCUGGGUUGUCAGGGACACAAUCUGGAACAGGAAAACCUAAAACUCUGGGUCUUGCUCCACCACCUACUGGGGCUGGGAAAAUUAGGUCUCCUCUCCCACCGCCACCUAAUGAUCCUGCUGCUGUUCGGAUGACUUCUUCUAGCCAUGGUGUUGAUCUCAAGGGCAGUGAGGAAGAUAUGAGGCACACUACUGAUGCUUUCUCAGGUCUUUCUCAACUUGAGAAGAGCCUUCCUGCUAGCACCAGCUCAGGAUCAACCAAGACCACUGCAUCAGGAUGGGCAGCAUUUUGAUUGUGCGGAGUAUUUGUUGGAUAUGAUUGAGAUUUUUAUUUGUUGUCUUAUUUGAGAAAAAGAGGGGGAGAGAGAAAAAAGGAAAUAUGAAAUGAAGAGUGAAGAAAGCAAGAAAGUUAAGGUACUGAAUGUUUCAUUUCUGGAAAAUAAUGUUUUCUUGAAUAUAUUAAUAUACUUCUUUGGCCUACUUGAACUUA